ACUUCCACCAGAGCCCCCGUUCCCCCUGUCGAUCUCAAAGCCCGCAUCGCAGCCCUCCAGCAGCAGCAAUCUUCCAAAGUCCAGGCCGGAGCGGAGAAGUCUGGCUCUCAAACCCUCCCUAAAGCCAAUGCCGUGACUGGCCCGAAUGCCUUCCGCGAUAGGAUAGCGUCGUUUGAGAAGCAGGGCGCGGUACCGAAGCCCAAAGGCAGAUUUGGUUUUGCGCCCCCUCGCGAGCCGGAUGCAGCCCCGUCCCGGGCAGGGGAGUUGUACGGUAACCGCGUCCCCGGCCUCUCUCGACCGCAUAUACCCGUCCCUGCCGCUGGAGGCAAACCCGACAAACCCAAGCCCAGGGAUCGCAGCAUGUCUCGCAUGGAGCUUGAUCGCUAUGCCUCCAUUCAAAGUCCUCCGGACUCUCCGUUCGUGGCCUCGGACACCGGCGACUCUGCGGGCGACAUUCUGUCCGACGGCGAUCCGGACUCGGCGGGUUACUCUUCCACGCAAGCUGAUGCGCAGCAAAUCAGUCUUGACGCUAUGCUGGCGGAGGUCAAUGCGGAGCGGGCGGCGGAGGCAGCAAGGGAGGAGGCAUGGUUAGCAGAGGUCGCAGCGGCUCAGGCACAAGAGGUCAGCGAACCUGUCCCAGAACCAACACCCGAACCCCCUCGCGAGCCAACACCUCCCCCGCGCGAACCUACUCCAGAGCCGGAACCUAGCCCUGCUGCGCCUGAGAUUGCGUCGCCUGCCAUCGUAGUGUCGCCCACCUUCGACCUUCCUACCCGUACGUCCGAUAAAGCAGCUUCUUCCACGGCAUUCACCGACGACGACGAUUCUAUCUCAGCCGACCAACUGCAGGCGUCCCCAGGAUUGGAUCCUGCCGUCUUGGCUGUCAUUGAAGUGCUUGAUCGUGCCACACAGUCGGGAGAUGAAGGUGCUGUUUUCGUUCCGUCUGCGGUCAAGGAGCAGCUGGCGUCAAUGAACGUCUCGCAGGAGCACCAGAACACGAUCGCCGAUAUGCUGGAUCAACUGCUUCUCCAAGAAGACCUGCUCGAUGUUGCUACCCCGGUCAAGCAGCGGUUCUCGCUCACGGCCUCGCUUUCCUCAAUGGCCGUACGGAGCUAUCUUGCGCAACAGACCGAACAAGCGGCCAAUUUUGCUGAUGCGAAGCCUGUUGUCGCUUCAAAGCAGACUGCUGUCGUCACUCAGUCGUCUAGUCAAAAUCUGGAUCCUAGCUCUCCCGUCAGCCCCGAGCCUGUGUCGCCCGCCAGCGAUAUCCUUUCCGCCUACAUGAUUUCAACCCCGGCAAUUCCCUUUGCCCGCGCCCUCCCUGCCAUUCCGGAGGCCCCGGAUUCUCCAAUUUCACGGCACCCUCGCCGUGGCACGUUCGGCAUGGAUUCAGACACUACUUCCCCUCCUUCCUCCGCACCCAUUCAAACGCCCAGUGAUGCUGGCAAAGGCAUCCCCCCUAGCGCCAUCGCCCUGAAGAAGGGCAGUUCUCCUCCACGAGUCGUCUCCCCUCCUCUUUCGGUUGUCAUCCCGAAGCAAUCUACUCCUAAACCUACACAGGAUGAUAAUGCAAGGAUUAACGCUCCAUCAAACGUACCCUCUCUUGGCCAAGGCCGUCCUCUCCCUUCCAUUGGCUCACGACCACUUCCUGCACCUGCACCUGCCCCUGCGCAUGCCCUACCUCCCCCUCCUGCUCCCGCACCAUCGCAAGCCCUGCCUCCCCCUCCUCCUGCUCCCGCGGUGCAUUUGAACAACUCCGAUGCUUCGUCUCCCCUUUCCAACUACUCCCCCAACUCUGCCUAUUCCGACGGUACCUCCCCUUCGUCGAAUGGUCCAGUGUCAAGGAAACCUUCCUCUCGGGGUCGCAAGACAAACAUAUCCCCGAUCGUCAAUGUACCAUACGAAGAGCCGGUGCUCACACCCAUCGAAGGUCGCAAAGGUUUCCACGCAGUUGUGCACGAGAAAGUCGUUGAGCCUACGAUGAAGAGUCGUCCCGCUAGUGCUAUCAUGCAGUACACCGACAUCCCAUCCCCCACGCCUAUGAAUGCGAAGAACAUGAGCGACCUGGCUGCUCUCUUCGUCGACGCUGCCAUGCUUGAGAAGCAGCUUGAAUCCGGCCGUACACCCAGGAAAGCGCUUCCGAAGCCGGCAGAAAGGCAUAAGGCAACUCCGCCGCCGACCGCGGCUCGUGCUAUGACGCCUGAUCGACGAGGAACUCCCGAACGCCAUGGUACCCCCGAUCGACCCAGGCCCACCCAAGACCUGCCUGAGUCGCCGGAAGACCCAUUCAGCUUCUCCCGCCUCUCGCAGGACCGCUCCUCGUCUUCGCGGACAUCGUCGCAAUUCAAUCCCCAUCAGUCUCAACAUGAACCGCGAUCUUCAACCUACGAGAGCCGACCUUUGCCUAGUCGCCCACCGUCGGACCGGACAAUUAACAGCAAAGCCUCGCGUCCGUCUAUGGACCACGCUCCCUCAAGAGACCGCACCCCCUCAAGACCGUCCGUGGACCAGUCAGGAUCUGCGCGCCCAUCGGCGGAGAGCUCCUCAUCGUCACGGCCGCACCUGCAGCCAAUGUUCCUGAACGCGGAUCCUAAUGCCGUGCGGAUACCUCUACCCGCGCGGCCGAAGAGUGCAAUGGCGACAAGCAGCCAGCGGAGUGCAUCUUCUGCACCAGCUCCUGCGCCAAAAAGUCCUCCAAGCAACAAGCAGGGCAGCACCGGUUACCUGACGAACCUUCUUUCGCGAGCCAAGAGCUCAGGCAAUCUUCGCGAUAGUGCUGGCUCGUCCUCGGAAGACUCGGCCUUGCCGCCCACGCCGCCUUACGACGCGACAGAGACCGCAUCCGUCAGGAGUUCAAAGAUGUUCAAGAACAGCAUUUCGCGCGCGUCCAACUUUGCGGACAGACUGUUGCACAGAAAGGAUGGUAGCAAUCAGAAUGCGGACGUUGCCAUCGCGAAUGGAGAUGACGAUGAUGAUCAGGAGUUCGGCACGCGUGGGUCCCGUACACUGCGGCCCCUUCCUCUGCCUCCCCGUCCAACGCCGCCCCGCGGACUGCCCCCUCCUGUUCCCGGUGGGCCGCCCAACCUUGCCUUGCCACCAAUUCCAGGACAGCAGCAACCCUCCGGCCCUGGCCUGCAGCGUCGCGGCUCGUGGAGGUCCUUCGCGAGUGUGUCCACCACUGAUAUCAACGAGGCGCUCAACAACGUCACCGUGCAUGAUGGCGCAUCCGAACGCACACCCAUCGCCCCCAUUCCCCGCGGACUGCCGCCCGGGCCCAACGCAUACACCCAGCCUCGCCCCGCGCCGACACCCCCUCUUCCACCGCCGAACCAGCCCCUCCCUCCACCACCAGGCGAACCUCUCCGAGCACCGUCAAGAGGAGUGUCCGUG
Molecule: messenger RNA, 3390 nt
Organism: Epithele typhae
Lineage: Eukaryota; Fungi; Basidiomycota; Agaricomycetes; Polyporales; Epitheliaceae
Exons: 2
Source: RefSeq, a predicted model, not a curated record